Messenger RNA from Xenia sp. Carnegie-2017, 3749 nucleotides. RefSeq lists its product as uncharacterized. The transcript has 13 exons. Lineage: Eukaryota; Metazoa; Cnidaria; Anthozoa; Malacalcyonacea; Xeniidae. Gene Ontology annotation, cellular component: IRE1-TRAF2-ASK1 complex. Gene Ontology annotation, biological process: mRNA processing; intrinsic apoptotic signaling pathway in response to endoplasmic reticulum stress; IRE1-mediated unfolded protein response. Bases 183 to 3749 code for a protein of 1188 amino acids. Gene Ontology annotation, molecular function: RNA endonuclease activity; ATP binding; protein serine/threonine kinase activity. The record is from RefSeq and is a predicted model, not a curated record.
UUUGCCACGUAUCAACUCAAUGGACGCAACCAUUUGACGCUUAACUUUUUAGAACGUUAAGUGAUUUAAAAGGCCAAGUGUUCAAAGUUUUGAGUCAUCAACUAGUAAAAGAACGUUAAGUGUUUUAAAAGGCCAAGUGUUCAAAGUUUUGAGUCAUCAACUAGUAAAAGAUCUUGCAUGCAAUGGGAGCGUCUUCUUCAACACUUUAUGAAGAAACACGUGAAGCCAGGAAAGAGCGUCGCAACCCUAAUAUUGACGAAUGGCAGUUACAAAAGUUGGAAUAUGUUGGUCAUUCAGUUCAGCAUAGAGGUCAGUUGUCAAAAUUGUGUUAUCCCGAAACGGACAAUAAACAUGUGGGCAAUGUACGUUUCUCGAAGAAGUUUAGGCUCGGCAAAGGAUGUGAUGGAACUCGUGUUUAUCUUGGACUGACACAGGAUGGUUACGAGGAAGCUACUGGAACAGAUUAUGUUUAUUUGAUCUUAGACUUAUGUGAGGAAUCACUGGAGAAGUUUGUGGAUAAUUCUACUAUACAUGACCUUCAAAAAGCUCUUCCCAAUAUUCUUAGACAAAUUUUGAAUGGAUUAGCUGAUCUUCAUAGUGGCUCACAUCCUAUUCUUCAUCGGGAUUUGAAGCCUAACAAUGUUCUCCGUGACGUAGACGGCAGAUUUCUGAUAGCUGACUUUGGCAUUAGUCGAGUAUUGAAGAAUGGAUCUAAAACACACAUAAGCAAGCUUAACAGGGGAUGUCAAUUUUGGAUUGCUCCAGAAGCAGUAGAAGAGAAAGAUUCAAAUAAAGCACGUAAUGAAGAUUUAAAUAAAGCACGUAAUGAAGAUUCAAAAAAAGGACGUUACAAAAAAGAGUCUGAUGUAUAUAAUGCAGGAAUGAUUGCUUAUUAUGUUGCAACAAAAGGGAAACACCCUUUCGGAAUUGAACGGCAUAGAUUGGACAAUAUGUUAAAUGGAAACCCUGUUGGCUUGGACGAAAUCAAGGAUGAAACAUUAAAAGACCUUCUGUCGUGGAUGUUGAAACUACAACCAGAAGAAAGACCAUCUGCCAACGAAGCCUUGAAACAUCCAUUUCUUAUGUCGGAUGACCAGAAAUUUGAAUUUUUAUGUAAAGUUGGAAACCUACAGUCGACUAAAUUAAAUGAUCCUCAAUCUAGUAUCGUGCAACAUUUGAAUAUUGAAUCUUUAAACUGGAGAAGCCAAAUGGAUAACGAUGUUUAUAAAUAUUUGGUAAAUGGAAGAAAUUAUGGAUCUUCAUGGACAGAAUGCUUAAGGCUCAUUCGAAAUAUUGGCAUGCAUUGGAACGAUAGACCACAACACCUACCACAACCAGAAGCAUUUUAUAAGAUUGGCGAUCACAGAGCGUAUUUUCUCAAAACGUUCCCCAGUCUCCCUGUUAAGGUACAUGCUGCUGUCAGGUCAAAUGAAGAAUUGAAAUACAAACUAAAACUUAAGGAUGAUCUUAGAAUCGCCAAUUACGAUAUCCCGUCAAUUGGUCAAGAUGAUUUAGAUUUGAUGCCAUUGUAUAAGUUAUAUAGUGAAAGUCCACCUUUUCCGAGAUCAAAGUCAUCUGUAUCAGAAGAGUGGAAAUACAUUCAUGAAUCAACGAAACAUAAAGAAUUGCUUUUAAAAUUGAUUGAAUAUGGACGCAAUCCCAGUGUUAAGGUUAAAGUGGUUGGCAAUGUACGUGUAAUUUUCUCAGACGAGUUUUGCAUCGGCAAAGGAAGUAACGAAACCCGUGUUUUUCUUGGACUGACAAAGGAUGGUUACGGCAAAGCAGUGAAACGAAUAAGUAGAGAUAACUACCUCGAGCCUGCACAGCAUGAAAAGAAAACUUUAAAUGAAUUCCAUGCAAAAAAGUCGAAAUAUGUUGCGAAUUAUUACUUCUUUGAGGAAGAUACUGCAACAGAAUAUGUUUAUUUGAUCUUAGACUUAUGUGAAGAAUCAUUGGAGAGUUUCGUAAAAUCUUCUACUUUACAUGAUCUUCAAAAAGCUCUUCCCGAAAUUCUCAGACAAAUUUUGCAAGGACUAGCGGAUCUUCAUAGCGGCCCAAAUCCUAUUCUUCAUCGUGAUUUAAAGCCCUCCAAUGUUCUCCGAGACUCACAACACAACUUUCUGAUAGCUGACUUUGGAAUUAGUCGAAUAUUGAAGAAUGACACUACAACAUAUGAAAGCAGUCCUAACAUGGGAACGGAGUAUUGGAUUGCUCCUGAAUCAUAUAUAGAAGAGGAAGAUUCCGUUGAUAAAGGACGGUACAAGAGAGAGUCUGAUAUAAUGAAUGCAGGAAUGGUUACUUAUUAUGUUGCAACAAAAGGAAAACACCCGUUUGGAACUAAACGGCAUAGAUUGGACAAUAUGUUGAACGGUAACCCUGUUGGUUUGGAAGAAAUCAAGGAUGAAACACUAAAGGACCUUCUGUCGUGGAUGUUAAAUCUAAAACCUAAAGAUAGACCGUCGGCUACCGAGGCGUUAAAACAUCCAUUUCUUAUGUCAGAUGACGAGAAAUUUGACUUAUUAUGUAAAGUUGGAAACCUUCAGCAGAUUAAGACAAAUGAUCCCCAGUCAAGUGUCGUUCAACAAUUGAAUAGCAAAUCCGAACAUUGGAAAAGUAAAAUGGAUUGUGAUGUUUAUGAUUAUUUAGUGAAUGGAAGGACCUAUAAAUCUUCAUGGACAGAAUGCUUAAGACUCAUUCGAAAUAUUGAUAUGCAUUGGAACGAUCGACCACGACCUCUACCACAACCAGAACCCUUUUAUAAGAUUGGCUAUCACAGGGCGUAUUUUCUCAAAACGUUCCCCAGUCUCCCUGUUCGGGUACAUGCUGCUGUCAGGUCAAAUGAAGAAUUGAAAGAUAAACCCGAACUUAUAGAUUUAGCUGAUCUUAGAUACACUAGACUAACAACAGAAGAAAUCGAGAAAAUUGGUUCGAAAGUUGGAACUGAUUGGAAUAUACUGGGUGGUCUUCUAGAAAUACCUUUUAACAUACGUGAUGAAAUUACUGUUCACGACACAAUUUAUCCAAAUCCCUCCGCAAAAGCUAAAGAGAUUUUAGUCAUUUUUAAUGAAGGAAAGAAAUUUGAUCGAUAUGUAUUGAAGAAUUGCCUUGAAGAACUAAAGCUUGAUGUGGAUGAAAUUUUGUCUCCCACCAAUCAGUCUGAUGGUGAAAGUCAAGCUUUUGAAAGAAUAAAGUCAUUUUCAUCUUUGAAUAAAGAUACAAAGGCAACGUCCUGUAAAGUGGAAAAACUGGUCACUUCUGUUGGUGGCAAUUUAAUGAUGGAGGACGUUAUCUUUGAUAUUGGUCCUGGCUGUUUAGAAGACACUACAAUGAUAAAGUUGGUCAAGGUUAACAAUCCAAGCUACAUCAAAAGUUUGCUGGACUUGGAACUUCUUAAAAGUAGCAUAUAUCAUCUGCAAUGUCUUCCUAACAACCUACAUUUCUCGAAGCCUGCUCCAUUGCAAAUUAACAUUAAUGGAGAUAGAGCUAUUUCGAGAGAAGAUAAUGGUUCUUUGAAGAUUGUUGCUAUUUAUGGAUCGUACUCGAAUGACAAGCAAAAGACCACGUGGAAAUUUUUGGAAGACAUUGAUGUAAACGAAAAGAGGAUUUUGAUAAAUAUAAACACAUUUUCUUCAUACAUCUUCGUUACAGCUAUAUCUUCUUACAUUCCUCGUAUUUUAUGUCAUCUUAACGAAUUUUUUUACGCUUAUGCAUAUGUAUUCCAUCGAAGAUCAUCAAAACAGGAACAUUAG